Messenger RNA from Cucurbita moschata (crookneck pumpkin), 1402 nucleotides. RefSeq lists its product as uncharacterized. NCBI's taxonomy places the organism in Eukaryota, Viridiplantae, Streptophyta, Magnoliopsida, Cucurbitales, Cucurbitaceae. The record is from RefSeq and is a predicted model, not a curated record. The transcript is spliced from 4 exons. Bases 115 to 357 code for a protein of 80 amino acids.
ACAAUGUGGGAUCAUGUUUAUAGCUGUCUAUAAUGGCGUUCAUUCCAAUGGAAAGCAUUAGAAUAGCUAGCUAUGGUACAGUCUGAAAGAAGAGUAACAAAUUAGAACAUAACCAUGUGCUGCUGCUGUUGUGAGGACUGUAACUGCAGGCCUCUCGGCUUUCUUCUCGGCCUGCCAUUCGCCUUCCUCGCCCUCUUUGUUGGAUUUGUCGGUAUUAUUAUUUGGAUCUUUGGAUCGGUGCUCAGUUGCAUAUGUCCUUGCUGCUUGUGUGUGACUGUGGCAGUUGAAUUUGCAUUGGCUUUGAUCAAUGUUCCAAUUCUUGUCAUGAAAUGGUUCACCUCCAAAAUCCCAUGUUAGGAUGCCUUGCUUGAAGAUUAUACAAGAAAUAUUUAUCAAAUCUGUAUCAGAUAUUAAUAACUUGAUUGGCCAACUAGCAUGUUCAGUCAAUCAAGGUAUUACUAGCCUUCUUUGUUGGUUGAUAUGUUUUAGUUCUCAUAUUGCAAUGCUUGAAAUCUAAGAGACGAUAAUAGAAAACAUAUCUAGUUCUGGAUAAUUGGUUGAUUUUUCCUUUUCUAAGUUCAACUAUUCUAGAUUUGGGAGAUUAAACUAUCGAUAUUUGAGAUCAAAUCUAAUCAGUCAUUUGAAGGACAAAGACGAGUGCAUAAAUAUUGUCAAGAACAAAAAAGAUCAAGAACUUAAGGACCGGAUUACUCAGUGUGCAAUCUACUAUACGACCGUUCUAUGAAUCCGAAUUCCCUGAAAGUACAGCAGUUCACUUGGUUGAUCACUUCUUAACUCCAACCGUCCCCUGCUCCACUGCCAGAAGUUCAGCUGAAGCCUGUAUUGCAGCUUCCUCCUCCUCCUCUGCUGUCUAAGUCAGUUCUGCCACCGCUGCCAUCCAAAGAAAAGAGGUCGAUCUGGCCGAGAGUUGACGGAAUUCUACCACUCUUUGAGGCGGAGAGACUCCCGGGAAGACUGCAGCUCCGCCACGAUUGUGACACGAUCAGAUAAAAAUGGACGCAGAAACCAAAGGAGAUUACAUAAAGCAUCUGAUCAAAGUAGUUUGGAAUGUAGAAUUAACUGAGGAUGCUGUGACUUCUGUUAUAUGGCUGGAUGAUGAGCUAUCUUACCUGGUAUCAUUGUACCUUUCUUUCUUCUUCAUUACUGUCCCCAACUCAUCAUAUGUAUAUUGUUGUUAGGAGUGGAAACAAAAUUCCACAUUGGCUAGGGAAGAAACCGAUCACGGAUAUAGAAUGAAGACAAUUGUUUCCAUCUCUAUACGAGGCCUUUUGGAGAAACCAAAAUAAAAGCCACUAGGACAUCGGUGGAAAAUGGAGUUAGAAAGGCCCUUAAGUUCAGGAAUAUAUUGUGAGAUCUCACAUCGUUUGGAGAGGGGAACGAA